Molecule: messenger RNA, 1362 nt
Organism: Hemicordylus capensis (graceful crag lizard)
Lineage: Eukaryota; Metazoa; Chordata; Lepidosauria; Squamata; Cordylidae
Gene: ACTRT3
Product: actin related protein T3
Exons: 2
Coding region: 109-1230 (373 amino acids)
Source: RefSeq, a predicted model, not a curated record
CAUGCCUGGGAAGAUUGUUAGCCUGACUCUUCCCCCAAUAUAAGGCAGGCCAACUCAGGGGCAAGUGCCCUGGGCAGGAACUGGCAGAUACAGAACCAUCACUCAGGGAUGGGUGAGCUGCCCCCAGCUGUGGUGCUAGACAAUGGCUCAGGUCUGCUCAAAGCCGGUGUUGCUGGGGACAAAGAACCGCGUGUCAUCUUCACCAACUUGAUAGGCCGCCCCAAGGCCAAGUCUGUGAUGCUAGGUGCUGGCCAGAAGGACUUCUACAUUGGCGACGAGGCACAAGCUAAGCGAGGGAUCCUCUCCCUCAGAUACCCAGUGGAACAUGGAAUUGUCACAUCUUGGCCAGACAUGGAGAAAAUAUGGAAGCAUACAUAUGAGAAUGAACUGAAGUUAAAUUCCAGCACAAGACCAGCAUUGAUAACUGAAGCACCACUCAACCCACUGGCCAAUCGUGAACAAAUGACAAGACUGCUCUUUGAGAAAUUUGAGGUACCAGCCCUCUAUGUGGCCAUCCAGGCUGUGCUGGCACUAUAUGCCGCGGGUCUCACUACAGGCUGUGUGAUGGAUUCUGGAGAUGGUGUCACCCACACUGUUCCAAUCUUUGAAGGCUACUGCUUGCCUCACGCUGUCCUCCGGCUUGACCUGGCAGGUCGGGAUCUUACAGAAUACUUCAUGAGAAUCCUGAGAGAAAGUGGCAUUGCCUUAGUGAGCACAGCUGAAAGGGAAAUUGUGCGGAUCAUCAAAGAGGGCUUAUGUUACGUGUGUUUGAACCCUGAGGAGGAGAUGGCUAAAAAACCUACUGCCAUAGAGAAAACUUGGAAGCUGCCUGAUGGGCAGAUCAUCAAAAUCCACAACCAAUUGUUCCGUUGCCCUGAGACCCUCUUUCGUCCAUCUAAUGUUGGCAUGGAGGCCCCUGGAAUUGAUAAGCUCCUAUUCAACACCAUCAUGAAAUGUGACAUUGACCUGAGGACCACUUUGUAUGCCAAUGUACUCCUUUCUGGGGGUUCCAGUCUCUUUCCUGGCAUCGGUGAGCGCUUGACUAAGGAGCUGAUUCGCAUGGCUCCCAAGGAUACGGAGGUGUUGGUCACAGCACCCCCUGAGAGGAAGAUCUCUGUUUGGAUGGGGGGUUCCAUUCUUGCUUCACUCUCUGCCUUCCAGGAGAUGUGGAUUUCCAAGGAGGAAUAUGCUGAAGUUGGGCCUAAUAUAGUACACAGGAAGUGCUUCUAGAUUCCUGCUGUAUUGAAACAUUUUUAUUUAAAGAAAAGCUGUUGGGGAAGAACAUCAAAUUCACGGCAUCCUCAGUGAGGCUUGUACCCUCACUGCUUUCUGAAAGAUGAAUAAAAGUAACAAUUCCAUGCA